AUGGCGCCGCUUCUCGAUGGAAUCUACACCAUUGCAAACAACGUUCAGCAUUAUCCAGUUCUCGACCUUGAUGGCGCUACCAACCCCUUUGCAAGCCCCAUCGCUGGUGUUGUCGGCUUCACUAAUAAUGGCCCUGGGACCAAGAACCAACAGUGGAUAGUAACUACACUUCGCCCAGGUGUCUACAGUCUGCAGUCAGCAUUUGCCGGCAACACUUGGUUGGCUGCUCCCACUGAUGGCGCAACCCUUGCUCAAAUCGAGUCGUCUAGAUACGACCCCGUCUAUAACGAGGUCACUCGCUGGAAGAUUACCAACAUUGAGGGCAACAACUACCAAAUUGAGAGUGUGCCAUUCCCUGGCAAAGUUAUGGAUCUCGAGAUGGCUAAUCCUACCGACGGCACUCGCGUCAUUCUAUACCCAAACAACAAGACUCCCAACCAGAUCUGGACAUUUAUCCCUAAUGCGAUUCCGUGA
Trichoderma atroviride IMI 206040 is the source of this 474-nucleotide messenger RNA. RefSeq lists its product as uncharacterized. The record is from RefSeq and is a predicted model, not a curated record. NCBI's taxonomy places the organism in Eukaryota, Fungi, Ascomycota, Sordariomycetes, Hypocreales, Hypocreaceae.